Closterium sp. NIES-65 is the source of this 5250-nucleotide messenger RNA. The record is from the annotation of a GenBank genome assembly. Lineage: Eukaryota; Viridiplantae; Streptophyta; Zygnematophyceae; Desmidiales; Closteriaceae.
AUGGAAGCCGCCUGGCGCAGAGCAAUCCCCACCACCCCCUUCCGUUUCCACGUGGCCUCAGCCCAAUGGAAAUCCCUCUCCAGUCUGGGGCCUCCAGGUCCGGGAGCGUUUCCGAGCCUGACUUCUGACCGUAGGAGCCCCGUGCCUGGUGGUCCAGAUUCGUCGUAUCAGCAGCGGUCGCCUCACCACGAGGGGGAGCCUGGCGCAUCUGGGUACCCGCAGUGGGGGGGACAGGGACCAGGGGGCCCGCGCGAAGGCCCGCGGGGGGGAGCGUACGGGGGGACGCCGCCAGGUGGUUCGCUGCGGAGCUCGCCUAACCCCUCUGCGUGGUCGACCUCCACCGUGCGUCCCUUCCCCUGGCCCUUUCUCCGUCCCUCUCCUCUUCCCUCUCCUCUUUCCUCUCCUCGUCCCUCUCCUCGUCCCUCUCCCUCUCCUCGUCCCUCUCCCUCGCCUCGUCCUUCUCCCUGUCCCGAUCCUCGUCCCUCUCCCCGUCCCUCGCUCGACCCUCGCUUGCGUCACUCCCAACGUCCCUCUCCUGCGUCCCUCCUUCCCGUCGGUCGCCGGUUCGACCGUCAUGGCGAAUCGGACGGCAAAGGAGGGCAGUUCCAUCUGUCGGCGGGAGAUUUUCCCUCGCUGGGAUCCGAACAGGCCAAGCAGCAGCAGCUGCAGCAGCAGCAGGAGCAGGAGCAGCAGGGGCAGCAAGGCCAGCAGCAGCAGCAACAGCAGCAAGAGGGUUCGCGUCAUCCGAGUGAGCAGGACGGUGCCGGGUAUUACCGAGGGAGGGACGACGGGCAGGAGCACGGAGAGCACGGGCGGCGUGGUGAAGGGCCCAUGGGAUGGGACCAGGGCAUGGGGCGCAGGCCUGGCGCGGGGCCGGAGCAGAUGAUGCCUGCGCGCUGGCAUCCGCACCCCCCGGGCCCCGGAGGCGCGGGCUUUGAGGAUCCCCCUCCGCACGGCAUCUGGCCUGCGCACAGGGCGGACCGUAUGCCUCCCCCUCCUGGGGACACGUGGCACCGCGGCGGCCCUGAUGGUGACACGUGGCGUCAUGGAUCUGGUGGGAGCGGUGGGGACGGGGGUGGCGGAGGUGGAGGCGGAGGAGCGGGGGCGACGUGGCGGAGGUGUGAGGAACAGGACCAGGCGCGGGUGGCGCAGCAGGAGGGGGGGGGGCCGGGGGAGAACUGGCGGGGGCCGCCAGGGAUGGCCCCGCCAAUGGGGUAUGGGCGUGGCGGGGGACACCCAAUGUAUCGCGGACCAGAAGGCCCGGAGUUCGGGUUUGCGCACGGGGCCGGGCGGGGGGGCCCUCCGCCUGGGGCAAUGUACGACGGGCCCAUGCGCCCGGGGAUGAUCCCCCCGCACGGCUACGGCAUGCACAUGGAUCCGCGGGGAGGGGGGAGGUUUGGCGCGCGGUAUGGCCCGGGGCAUGGGCCGGGCGUGGGGAUUCCGCAUGGUCCGCAAGGGAGAGGCGCGGGCCCGCAGUUUGACAUGCCCCCCGGAAUGUUCCCACCUCCCCCGCCGUUUGACCAUUUCCAUGCGCCGCUGGGGCAGGGCCGUCCGCCUUUCCGCCCCAUGGGCGCGCACGAGUUCAUGGGCGCGGGGCGGGGAGGCCCCCAAGGGUUCGACGGGCGCGGGGGCAUGGCGCGGGAGCAUGCGGGGCGCGGACAUGGCCGUCCGCCCAUGGAGCCGUACGGUCCGCGCGGGGAAAUUGGCGCCGGGGAUGGAUGGCAGGGGCAGCCUUCUGCGCCGGGGGUGGCUGACGAGGGGAAACGGAGGGGAGGGGAAGCCGGGGAGGCUCAAGAAGGUAGCGAAGCGCAGCGGAAGGGGCAGGAGCAGUCUCAGCAGCAGCAGCAGUCACAGUCGCAGCAGCAGCAGCAGCAGACUCAGUCGCAACAGCAGCAAGCUUCGCAGCCGCAUCGGCCAUACCACAAGGAUCACCACAUUGGGAUCGACUGGGCCUCUGCAGAGAGCGAAACCAUGGACUUUUCAAAACCCGCGUUUGAGGAUGACCCGUUUCUGGGUAGAGCACCGGAGGGGACUCCGCGCGGGACAGAUGGAGGUAAGGGGGAACAGGGGGCGCGGGAAUCUGGGAGGGGCGCGGAAAGCGCUGGAAGAACGCAGCCGGAGCAGGUGCGCAUUUUGAAGCGGCCGGAGGGUGGGGCGCCUGGCGGAGAGGCUGUGGCGCAAGGGGUUAGUGCGGGCAGUGGGAAUGCAGGUGUGGCUGCGCAGGUCGCAUCUGGGCCGGUGCCAGCUGCGCAGGCAGCAGCAGGUGCGCAUGCAGCGGGCGUGACCGGUCCGAGCGCAGGGCUUGGGAGGGAGGUCCUGGUUAAGAGCCCGCGGCCGUUCAGCCGAGGCCCUCUGCGGUCGCCGCGGGAGGUGCCUCAAAGGAGAGCCUCUCCCGCUCCUGAUCCCAGUGCUGCACCUGGUUCCGCGCCUGGUGGCUCCGCGCCUGGUGGCUCCGCGCCUGGUGGCUCCGCGCCUGGUGGUUCCGCGCCUGGUGGCUCCGCGCCUGCUGGUUCCGCCGCUGCCGCAUCUGCUUCCGCUCCUGCUGCCGCGCCUGCUGCUGCUGCUCCAGCCACGGGUCCUUCUGCUGUUAAAGCGACGCCUGGUGGCAGUGUAGUCUCAGCACCCGCGCCAGGCGCGCAGGAACAGGGUCCGGGGAGUGGAUUUGCUGCCGCUGGCGGAGCUGGGGCGGGGCGGGGCCGCGGGCGCGGAAGAGAGCAAGGCAGGCUGAGGGGGACGGGGGAGGCGGACGGGCGGUGGAUCCCCGCGCGGCAGCAGGGGGAGGCGCAGGGCAGGGGGGAUGGAGGCGCGGGCAGAGGAAUGGGCGGAAGGGAGGGGCCUGUGCAGGGCCGGAGGGGGGCGGUUGGUAGAGUGGCGGAGAGGGAAGAGCAGGGGCAGCAGAGAGGGGGGGCAGGGCAGGUCGGGCAGGUGGGUACCGGGGCGAGUAUGGCAGGUGGAGUGCCAGGGCAGGGAACUGAACCGGAAGCUCCGAAUUCAGGGGCAGUUGCUGGUUCUGCUACUUCAGGCCUAGCACAGAACUCCAUGGAAGGGGCAGUGGGAGGUGUGGCAGGAGGAGGUGGAGGAGGAGGAGCAGCAGCAGCAGCAGCCGCAGGUGGAAACGUUAAGGCGGAGCCGCUACUCCCCGCGCCUACAUCCGUUCCGCGGAUUAUCAUGGGUCCCCCAAUCCCCCAGUUCCUCGCCCCUGUCGGGCCUUCCCACGGGAUGCGCCAUCCCCAGUUCUUCCCCCACCCGCCCUUCCCCAUGCAGCACAACCUUCCGCCUAACCUUCCGCCCAACAUGCCCCCGAACGCUCCCCCUGGCGCGCGCCCCCCGUCGUUGCUCCCCGGACAGCAGGUGCUGCCUCUGCACCUGCUUCCGCCAGGCCAUGCGCCCCCGCACCAACCUCCCCCCGGCGCGCAUCCGCACGCCCAUCCCCCUGCGCCCCCGACCCCCCAGCAGCACGCACAAGGCGCCAAAGACAGCCUGCUUGCGCUACCCGUGGGAGGGCCCGCCGGUUUCCUCGCGGGGAUGCCUGCGCCAGGGGCGUGGGGGGGCUCUGGGGCACCGGGGGGACAUGGGGUAUCGGGGGGAUCAGGGGAAGGAGCAGCUGGACAGGCGGAGAUAAGGGGGAGGUUGGGGAAGGAGCAGGUGGGGGGAGUAGAGGGAGGGGGAGGAAGCGGGGAGGGCAGAGGAGGAAGGGCGGAAGGGGGAAGGGAGGGGCGGAAGGGGCCGCGGCAGCAGAGGGGUGUGCGGGCGCAGGGGCAGCAACCGCAACAAGGGCAGCAUGGGCAGCAGCACGGGCAGCAGGAGAAAGGGCGGUCAGAGAGUGAACAGCAGAGGUCUGCAGCAGCUGCUGCUGCUGCUGCCGCUGCUGCCAAGGUAGCCCUCUCGGGCAUGCGAGGGGGAGCUCCGGCAGGGAGGGAGGUCAGGGAGGGAGGGGGCGGCGUUGGUGGUGCAGGAGCGGGCGAGGGAUCAGCAGGGGCUGUAGCAACAGGGGGCGCGGGAGCAGUAGGGAGUGCAGCAGCAGCAGGAGCGGGUGGUGGAGGUUCAGGUGUAGGAAUUCCCAUUAGUGGAAACACAGUGGGUGGGGCAGCAGCAGGUGGGGCAGCCGCGGGUGGGGCGUCAGUGGGUGGGGCAGCAUCGGCCGGGCAGGUGGCAAGGGAGCUGGGUGGCCAGCGGGGAGCAUGGCAGGGAGCGCCUGGCAGCGUUGCUGCUAUUGUGAGUGGGGGCCCUGCUGCUGCCACACCCGCUGCACCAGCACCAGCAGCAGCAGCAGCCGCACAGGGAGCAGCAGCAGCAACAGCGGGAGCAGCAGGAGCUACAGCAGCGGCGGCAGCGGCGGCGGUGGCGGCAGCAGCAGCGGCAGGCUCACAGGGAGGUCAUGCAGCAGUGGUGGGCGGUAUGGGCCCUCCUGCUGCCCCUGCCCGCCAGCGCCGCGCUGAGAUGGAGAGGUACGUCCCCAAGGGAGCUUCCAAGGCUGCAUCCGCUGCCACCGCCCCUGCUGGUGGUGCUGGUGAUGGUAUUGCUGGUGGUGCCUCUAGCGCUGGUGCUGCUGCUGCCAAUGGCUCUUCUCUAGCUGCGAAUCCUGCUACUGGUGCUGCUGCUGGUACCGCUGGCACUGCUGCUACCUCCACGCCUUCCUCUGCCCCCUCCACUCCUGCCGCUGGUGACUCGAGCGCCAGCACUGCUGCUUCUGCUUCUGGUGCUGUAGCUGGGACCUCUGGGCCCAAGGGGCAGAGGGCUGGUGCUGGUGGGGACGCUGGGAAGCAGGCAGGAGGAGCAGGAGGAGGAACGGGAGGAGCAGGAGGAGCAGGAGGAGGAAUGGGAGGAGCAGGAGCAGGAGGUGCCCCAUCUGCAGCUGCGUCUGCACCCUCUGGUGGCAGUGUGAGCGGAGCGAGUGGAGGGAGCAAAGGUAUCACUGCUUCUGCUGCACUGGGCACAUUAACUGCUGGGAAAAAGGCUGAGCCUGUUGCUGGUGGGGUGGGCACUGGUGUGAAGGCAACUGGAUGGGGUAGUGCAGGGGGGGUGGGAAUGGGGAGGGGUGUGAGGGGCGGGAUUGUAUGGGGCGGGCGUGGCAGAGGCUUGGGAGGUGGUCCGGGAGGAGGUCCAGGUGUACCAGCGCGAAGUUCGGAACGGCCUCGGGAGGUGAUUAAUGCGACGGGAGGGGCGCUGCCUCAGUCUCUCCGACAGGAUGGGGGAGCGGGAGCGCUUGAGGGAGCAUCUGGAAAAGGGGGAGCUGGAGCAAAGGGUUGA